AUGGCACCAAUUAUUCCAUCAUCUGCUAAUUCAAGACCUGAAGCUUCGAUCUCACCAAUUACUUCACCACAAUUACCACAGCUACGAUCACGAGACCAUCACUUUAUCCAUGCAAUAGUAAAACACAACGAAUUGCAAAACGACACACUAAUGCAAGCGCUACGAGAAGCCGUAGAAGCAUGUUGUAACACUUCAGACCCAGAAAUACUGCCGAAACUAAUGUAUACCGUAAUGACAACCAUCGAACAAAAUUUACAUAAUCAUGAUUCACCAUUGUACGGAAGUCAAAGUGCGGAAUUACAUGAACAUUUUGGGAAUUGGCGUGCCCCACUGGAUGCACGUGUCGACAUUAAUGUAAAGAUUAGAUCCAUCACUGCUUCUGAAAAUUUACUAAGAGAAGAUAACAACCAAUCGAAACCAAUCAAUAUUUUGUCGAAUUGUGAGGGGGCUUUUAGGUAA
Ambispora gerdemannii is the source of this 459-nucleotide messenger RNA. The record is from the annotation of a GenBank genome assembly. Lineage: Eukaryota; Fungi; Glomeromycota; Glomeromycetes; Archaeosporales; Ambisporaceae.